CUGGAGCAGGAUUCGACUGGGACCGUGAUCUGGGCCUGGGCCUGGGCCUGAUCCGGAUGCGGAUCUAGCGAGCCCCCGGGGAGGGCCAGGCGAGUGCGGGAAGUGACGUCCCGGGAGGCGAGGGAUGGGCGAGCGGGAGGCUGAGCGCACGGCCUGUGGCGAGGCCGCACCGGGCCCGGUUUCGGGCCCCGCCGCCGAGACUGGAGGCGGCAUGGCCGAGCGGGAGCUCCGGAGCGCGGCCGGGGAGGAGGCGACGGCCGAGCCGGAGGGGGUGCGACGCGCCUCCGGGGACUCGGACGGCGGCGGGAGGAGAAGCGAUGGCUUCACCUUCUACAGAGACCGGAAGGAAUGGGCUGAUAUUAAGCCUGUCCCACAGGAUGAUGGGCCUCAUCCAGUUGUCCAGAUAGCUUAUUCUGAGAAUUUUAAAGAUGUAUAUGACUACUUCAGGGCUGUGCUGAAGCUUGAUGAACGGAGUGAACGGGCACUCAGUCUGACAACAGAUGCAAUAGAGCUCAAUGCUGCAAAUUACACAGUAUGGCAUUUCCGCAGAGUGGUGUUACAGUCUUUGAACAAGGACCUCAACGAAGAAUUAGCUUAUAUUUCAGAAAUUAUUGAGGAUCAACCAAAGAAUUAUCAAGUUUGGUAUCACAGACAAAAGAUUGUAGAAUGGCUAAAAGACCCCUCACAAGAACUAGGAUUUAUUUCUGGGAUCCUUGAACAAGAUGCAAAAAACUACCAUGCCUGGCAACACAGACAGUGGGUGAUUAAGGAGUUUGGCCUCUGGGACAAUGAGCUAGAGUAUGUGGACCAGCUGCUGGAAGAGGAUGUGCGAAACAACUCAGCGUGGAACCAGCGAUAUUUUGUCAUCGCAAACACCACCGGCUUUGAUGACCCGGCAGUGCUUAGUCGUGAAGUCGAGUAUACUCUGAAGUUGAUCAAAAGGGCUCCUCAUAAUGAAAGUGCAUGGAAUUAUUUGAAGGGAAUUCUCCAGGAUCAGAGUCUCUCCAAGUAUCCCAACCUUUUUGAGCAGAUUUUGCAGUUGAUGGAGAAACCUAGUUCCCCCUACUUGCUCGCUUUCCUGAUUGACAUGUAUGAAGACCUCCUGGAGAACAACUGUGAGGAGAAGGAAGAAACCUUAAACAGAGCACUGGAGCUAUGUGAGCAACUGGCUAUGAAACAAGAUACAAUACGACAGGAAUAUUGGAGGUACUUUUCAAGAUGCUUGAAAGCCAAGUAUGGUGUGAAUCUAACCGAAUCUGCGCCUGUGGGAAGUGAAGACUCUUUCCAGGAAUGCUGUAAUAACUAAAGGCUGUAUGACAUUUCUUAGUAUGCAGGGCAAAAUAUAGUGGUCAAUAAUUUUCUGUUAACGUCUCAACAGCUCACUUAUUUAAGUAAAUUUAUAAAGCCAUAACUUUGUAUGUGUAUAUAUUAUUUGAAGCUAAGCUAGAAAUAAAUCCAAAUGUCCCUUGGAUGCAUAUGUUCAAAAAUAUGAUUCAAAUGAAUGCAUUGAAACUAAGUCAGUUUUAUUCACAUGGGUACAGAAUGGGGAGGUAGGGGUAGACAUUGGAGUUAAUUUAAAAUAUUACUUUGUUUUUUUAGUUGCCAUAAUUGCAGAUAUAGUAUCAAAGCUGCAGUGCUAUUGUUGUUACCUGUUGGAAAUAAAAACUUCAGUGAAAGUGUUAAA
This is a messenger RNA of Pristis pectinata (smalltooth sawfish), 1684 nucleotides long. It is a transcript of the gene fnta, whose product is annotated as farnesyltransferase, CAAX box, alpha. Bases 125 to 1306 code for a protein of 393 amino acids. NCBI's taxonomy places the organism in Eukaryota, Metazoa, Chordata, Chondrichthyes, Rhinopristiformes, Pristidae. The record is from RefSeq and is a predicted model, not a curated record. Gene Ontology annotation, cellular component: protein farnesyltransferase complex; cytoplasm; CAAX-protein geranylgeranyltransferase complex. Gene Ontology annotation, molecular function: CAAX-protein geranylgeranyltransferase activity; protein farnesyltransferase activity. The transcript has 9 exons. Gene Ontology annotation, biological process: protein farnesylation; protein geranylgeranylation.